GUGUCCGUGGGAAAUGAGGCGCCGGUUCUGUUGUGUGGAGCGUGUUAAGGGGCGGGGUCUGUCGUGUACUGGAGGGUAUUAAGGGACGGGGUCUAUUAUGUCUUGUGGUUUAGGGGCAGGGUCUGUUGUUUGUGGAUUUCUGAAGAAGGGUCUAGGCCCGAAACAGCAGCCUUCCUGCACCUCUGCUGCUUGGCCUGCUGUGUUCAUCCAGCUCUACACCUUGUCGGCUCUGCUGUUUGUGGGUUGUUCUGUGGGAUGCUACAAGAAACACAAAGAUGAUUGUAAACCCCAAAAGUCUGGUUCAGUUUCAACAAUUUCAGAGCUUUCGCCACCAUUUAAGAAACCUAUACAGCAAGACAACAAUGGACACUACUCCUGCACAAAUGAAAUCUUGGAUGAUGAUGAUGAAGAAUCUGAUCGGGUACCACUGGAGAAACUGAGACAAUUGGGAUCAGAGAAGUUGAAGGGUCUGCUUUGCAAUCCACAUCUUAAACAGUUGCUGUUGACAGUAGACAAGGCGGAGGAUAAAGAAAGCAUCAUGAAGACAGCUAUGCAAGAACCAAUUUUUGUGGAGUUUGCAGAUCAGUGUUUACAAAUAGUUGAACCCCCAGAGAAAAAUGAAACUGCUGCCUCCUAGUAUAAACUGUCCAACCUUUGAGAAAAUACUUUUGUAAUUACUAUUUUAAGAUGUAAGUUUUUCCAUUGAAUUGAAAAAGUGUCUUAAUUUUUUUUAAGCUGUGUUCUUUAAGAAAAACAAACAAUCCAAUAUUGGUACCUAACCAGUGACUUGAAACAAAUUCUUAUUUUUAUAUACCAUUACCAAAUAAAAUACAAUCCAAUUUUCUUGACUCCUUGUACAGGUUUUAAAAAUCUGUUGCUACAUUUCACUUUUAUUUUGCUUCCUUUUAGUUGUUUUUUUUUUCGCCCCCGCAAUCUCUGAUUUGGCUUCCAAGCUUUAUGUACAUAGCUUUAUACUUACAUGUAAUAUGAAAAUAAGUGAACUACCAUCUGCAUGUCAGAAUAUUCCUAAAGUCAAUUUGUAACUAUUUCCUUUUGAAAAAGAGAUUAAAGUACUUUGAAGACCAUUUGACAAAUUACUAAAACACUUGCCAUGCUUCCUUGCUUUGUAUGCUGAAUAAGCUACUGAAAUGUAACCAGGCAUUUCAUUUAUUUUGUGGGUUGUAACUCAUUCAAACCUUCAAUAAUGAAUGUAUCCUGUACUGUCUAAACAAGGAUUAAGUCCUCCUAUGUGAGAUUUUGAUCUACUAGGGUUCUUGGAGGUGAUGGCCUAGUAGUAGCAUGAAAUUGUGAUAAGAGCUUGCAUAAAUUGUAAUCACUGGUUUAAAUCUAGACAAAUGUGAAUGAUUUCAACUUCAUAAGUACUGAUCGCAUGAUUAAGUUUCGAGAAACUAGAAGUGCUGAUGAAGAAACUGGGGUGUUGCAGUUAUGAGUUCAUUCUCACUUUUGAAAUCAAUUAAGCUUCAUUUUACACAAUCAGGUUUUACUAUAUAAAACUACAGAAUUGGAAGGAUAGAAGCCACUUUAAGGAUCAAAAUGUUGACAGAUAAUACAACGGUGGAUAAGUUAGAUUACCACUCCAUAGAAAAUGCAUGAAAAAAUAAGCAUGAUGUCCAAAAGCCUUCCCUAAUCUAAUUAAAAAUCACAAACAUCA
Stegostoma tigrinum is the source of this 1672-nucleotide messenger RNA. RefSeq names its product zinc finger, HIT-type containing 3 (gene znhit3). Gene Ontology annotation, biological process: snoRNA localization; box C/D snoRNP assembly; maturation of LSU-rRNA from tricistronic rRNA transcript (SSU-rRNA, 5.8S rRNA, LSU-rRNA). Bases 98 to 637 code for a protein of 179 amino acids. The record is from RefSeq and is a predicted model, not a curated record. Gene Ontology annotation, cellular component: pre-snoRNP complex; nucleus. The transcript has 5 exons. NCBI's taxonomy places the organism in Eukaryota, Metazoa, Chordata, Chondrichthyes, Orectolobiformes, Stegostomatidae.